CAUAUUGUAAGGUAUCCAAGACUACAAGAAAAAAAUAGACCUCAAAAACUGAUGUUGUCAUAUGUUCUGCCUAGCAUUAUUUACAGUUUUUAUGUUCAACUAGUGAAAUUUUCAUCGAGGGGUUAUUUAAGACAAGUUUCAUCUUCUUAUGUCAUCGUUGAAUAGCACAGUGGAGAUUUGACGAAAGGGAUUAUGAAUUAUGGACAUCUCCACUUUUAUCCCCAAAGUUUUCCAUUCGGGUAGUUAGUCGUAUCCUCCGCAUACAACAAAGGCCUUUCGACACGCUCACUUGACUUUGUUCAACAUACAAGGACAGUAUGAACUCUCGGGUGACCUAGCAGAACACGCUUUUUACAGCUCUUUUUUACGGUGCAGCACACUCAUCAUUUUUUCUAUCAUUGGAAUUGCCGAAAAAUGAUAGAGCCCGAGACGAGAGAGAGAGAGAGAGAGAGAGAGAGAGAGAGAGAGAGAGAGAGAGAGAGAGACUACAGAUACUGGACAAGAUAGGAGCACAGCGGCAGUCCUGAGAAUAGUGUCCACGAGGACAGACCAACAUACAUACCGUCACUCUCCGAUUUCUGAAUUUUGGCAUCGCAUCUUGGAGUAUCAAACUCACUGUGACAGCAGCCGCGAGGAAACUGAGUGAGUGACAGAUCAAUAAGUGGUUGAUUUCGAGUACCACACUUCAGAAGCCUGAAUAUUUCGUAGGAAUAAACAGAACUGAGUACUAUUCACAGGCAUCGUGAGUACGGCGCAUUUUGUUUUAUACAAAAAGGGACAGAUAACCACACAGACGUGAAGGAACGCCGACUAUUUCAAGCACCACUCAGCGGGAUACAAAGUGACGCUGCUUUAGGAAUAUUUUUCACCCGUCUUUGGCCUCUUGAUCAAAACUUAAGAGCAUACAUAAAGAAGAUAACAGUGCCUUUUGAGUACCACUUUGUCGUUCAGAUAUUUUUCACCUCGUUCAAAAAGUUGAAUGAGAGAUACGGAGGAUACCUUUAAGAGCUUCUAAAUUGUCAUAAAUUCUUCUCACACCAUCAGUUGCUGGUGUGAUCUUCACCCCCAGUUCUGGUAAUUGAUCGAUUUGUUGUUUACACAGGGUUUAAUAUCUGAGACUUUGUCAGUCAGGGUUUCUGAGUUGUUUCGUUCAAACAACUGAAAGACAAAUAGUUUUUAUCGGAAAAGAAACACGACUGAGUAGCGUUAUCCUCAGAAGUUGAUGGAAAAACUGACAUAAGAUAAAACAAAUAAUCCAGAAGAUACUCUCAGAUAGGUUGAGUUUGGCAGCUUUUACCUUGUGUGUGCAAACUUUUUCAACGAGCUUUUUCCGGUAGAAAACAACGGUACCAGAACGCAGACUAAAAAAAACAAAACAAAAAACCAAAGCUUUAAUUUGGUUUACUGGACUAAAUUCCUCAAUAUCUCUUUGAAGCAGUACAUUUACCCGUGGACUUAGGUGAACUCGGUGGAGAAUCUGCAGAAGUUGUCCGUCCGGCAAGCUACGACGCUCCCGUGUUUCAGCGCCACUUCAAACAAAAGCAAACAGCGCGAGACCUUCCAACAAUUCGUUUGUUUUUUCUUCACGGCGGGCAAACAAAGCAGGAGGUUUGAGGAAGGUGUCGCUCCCAAAGCGCACAGAUCUUAACAAGGGGAUUAGGUCGUGGGCAAACGAGAUGACCCUGGUUGCUGAGACUUAACACUUGAAGAUUAACGGAUCGGAGCGCGCGGGUCUAGAUCGGCAUCCCAGCUAUCUGCACGCCGGAGUCGUCGUAACGAACACUCGGAGCUGUGCAGACGGUCUGUGGUCAGUGAGUGGAGAAAUCAGUGACCCCAGCUGGUGUGUUCGUACCUGGGGGGGAAGGAAGACCACGUGGCUACCUAAGCCGAAAAACAACUGGAUUUUCCUGGGCGUCUGUGUAUAAGUUAAAGAUAAACACGCUCGGCAUUUACUAUACCAGUUUGGGAGAAAUAUACCUCCCCUGUCAGUUCAUGUGGUAACCCAGAACGCGUAGGCAGUUUAAGGAGAAAUACGACAUCUUUAACUGGAGACAUACUUAGAAGUGCAAAGAUAUUCUGAUUAAACGUUGGAUAUAUACGGACAUUCCCUUAUCACGGUGGCCUACUUUCGCCUGUCGGAUUAUUGUGUUUCAUCUCCUAACACAGCACGCCUGAUCGCAUCACUGAGAGAAAAAGCAAUUGAUGAAUCAGGGAGACGAGGCUAAAAGACAAUCGUGAGCCGCCCCGGAUAAUCAGCCAACGGCCCAGAAAAGACAGACGACCUAGCUAAUGAAGCUUUACGCGUACGUCGCUCACGCGGAAACAUCGUGUCAAUGAACGACUCACGCAGCGAAAGAAACUGACAUCACUGAUCGGAGUCCGUGAUAAACUUCAACAUGGCUGUCAGAACGCUUGUGUCCGCCAUAAUUCUUAGCGCGGUUUUCGCUUCCGCUUCUGCUCAAACUCCCGACGUGGAGUUUUCGAUCAAAGAAGAACUCUCUGUAGGUACUGUCGUCGGUAAUAUUUCAGCUCUGGACGAUCUAUUCCCCGGCCUGACCUCUGACGAGAGGCGGUCACUUCAGUACGGGAUUCUGAACCAGGCUACUGUACCUGGAUCUUUGUUCAACAUCACCAGAAACGGAGGGGUCAUCUCGGUGGCUAACCGUGUUGACCGCGAGCAGUUAUGUUUGGUCACCAGCGACUGUAUUCUGAGAGUCAAUAUUUUGGUUUCCUCUCAAAACCCUUCACAGAUCGACUCCAAAGUGGUCACGGCUUUCUUCAAAGUCGAAGACAUAAACGAUAACCCUCCCGAAUUUGAGAAUAGCAGAGUCGUCUUGAAGGUCCCAGAGAGGAACUCUUUGGAAUCCGCUCUAAAAAUAAGUGGGGCAAAUGAUAAAGAUUUCAAAGACGAGUUUAAAGUGAAGAACUACACAAUGGAUAGAUUCAAGGACGUUUUCCACCUGACAGCGUCUCAAACUCUCGAUGGGAGCUCGGAGAUAGAUCUAAAACUUCUUCGCUCUUUGGAUCGAGAGGAGAAGUCCGAGUACUCGUUUGUGGUCACUGCUUAUGAUGGCGGAUCUCCCGCCAAAACGGCUCAGCUCCAGGUCAAAGUAGAGGUCACGGAUCAGAACGACAACGAGCCGGUGUUCCUGAACGACACGUAUCACGUGACCAUUGACGGGAAACUGAUGCCAGGCCACGUCAUUCUGCAGGUGUCUGCCGAGGACGCGGACGAGGGCGACAACGCCAAGAUCAGCUACGACUUCAGCACGAUCCAGAGGCCCAUGCUGGAGAACAGGUUCCACAUCAACUCCAGCUCUGGCGAGAUCUCCGUGGUGGGCCCACUCAGGACAGGGGUCACAGAGGUCAUCGUGGAGGCCCAGGACGCCGGAAGUCCCAGGCUGAAGGCUCAGACCAGCGUGACCAUCACUGUGGUCAGCACGGGGAACGUGGCGCCUCGCAUCACCAUCACCACUCUAGGCGCAAACCCCGAGCUUAACGUCGUGUCCGUGAAAGAGCCGGCCGGCCGAGGGCAUUUUGUGGCCUUUGUCGACAUUGUGGACGAGGACGGGGAUAUCUCCGACGUGACCUGUGACAUCAGCAACCCAGCCUUCCGUAUGGAGCCCAUUUCCAACAAGGGUUAUAAGAUCGGUCUGCAGGGGGAGGUGGACAGAGAGUCACGUGACACGUACAACCUGUCUGUGGUGUGUGUGGACGGGGGACAACCGCCGCUCAACGCCACCGCCAGUUUUGUAGUCAGGAUCGAAGACUCGAAUGACAACAAACCCCAGUUCACGCAGUCCCGCUACUCGCGGACGAUGCAAGAGGGCAACAAGACGAAAGAGUUUGUGCUGCAGGUCAGCGCGUCGGACUUGGACAUUGGCGCUAACGGAGCUGUGAGUUACAGCGUCGACCCCAGCUACGCACGAUUAUUUAGUAUUGACCAGUCUGGACAGAUUUUCGCUAUAGGAAAUCUGGAUAGGGAGACAACCCCAGUUAUCAAGUUCAAAGUGUACGCCACGGACCACGGAAAGCCAGACCCGCUUCAAAGCUCCGCUGAGAUUUCCGUCAUUUUGAAAGACGUGAACGACAACGCGCCCAAGUUUGAGAAAACGAUAUUCAGAAUCCGAACCAUGGAAGAAGUUAGCGGUACGAGGAUCAUCGAGACCCUGAAAGCCGAGGACAAAGACGAGGGCGUGAAUGCCGAGCUGGAGUUCUUCUUCAGCAGAUAUCUAGAUGGCGCGGACGGAGCCUUCAACGUGCUCAAAAACGGUUCAAUCCUCAGCGCCUCGCGACUCGACAGAGAGGACCGCGUCAACUACACGUUCUCCGUGGUUGUCCGGGACAAGGGUUACCCGCCUCUAAUGUCUACAGCCACGGUGGUGGUGGAAGUGGUGGACAUCAACGACAACAGUCCCAGCAUCCUCUUCCCCAAGUCGCAAAACCACAGCAUCCUCUUCACCAGCUACCCGGAGACGGGCGUUGUCUUGAGUAAAAUCAUUGCCUACGACGACGACGCUGGCGAUAACGGGAGUCUAAAAUUCACCAUCGUCUCGGGGAAUGAAGACCGAGCCUUUGAAAUCGCGGAGAACUCGGGAGAGAUACAGAUCACUCACGCAUCCAGGGUGAAAAACAACAAGAAAUACAACGUGGGUUUUGUCGUUUCUGACAGAGGUAUGCCUCCGAAGUUCAACACGACGACGCUCAAAAUCGAAUUCCGUUUCGACAACAACAGCAACGCUUUCGUCCAGGGAGAUAAACAAGAAGAUUACAUCAUCAUCGUAGCUGUCGUCGCCGCUGUCACGGUCGUCUUCUCCACCCUCAUCAUCGUUGCUAUCUGCGUCGUGUUUCAGAAGGAUCGACAGAGCCGCCACAAAGCCAGCCCCAAAGCAGCCUUCCAUAACCUGCACGUGCCGGAAAAUAUGAGCGAUGACGAAAAGGUGCACCAAACUCCCCACGACAUCUCCGUGGGCCUGGAUGUCCAUCAACAAUAUUCCAUGAACGAUCUCUCGUCUCCGCCGGGACACCCCGAGAAAAGCCGAGACGACGGGAAGUUCUUUCAGACGAAACUCUCCUACCCAGAACCUCAAACCCAAAAGGGAGGUGGUAAAGCUGUAAGCUUCAGCCUAGACCAAAAUGAAAUGACGUCAUCAAAUCCGCGACAUGUCUCGUCUCCACGUGAGGAGACUCCGCCCCUUUCUACGUUUGGGCCCGCCCACAAUGGGCGUCCGAUUGACGAGAUGAUGUUCCACCAGCGGUCAGCGAUGACGCGUCAGGUCAGUGGUGUGACGUACUCACCGGUCAGCACGUAUGUGCAUGGCGAUGACGUCACCAGCGAUACUUCCGGAGACACAAAUACCAGUGACAGUGGUCGGGGCAACAGUGUUGAUGACGUCAAUUUCGAACAGAUUAUGAAAGGCGACCUGUCUCCCCGCUUGGGCUCCAGACGACGCAGCGCAGACCUGGUCCCACCGGCAAGAAAAGCGCACCUGCCCAACACCCCGGGUAGAUCCUCCUACCACGUCCGGUUCGCUCAGUACACGGACAAAGUGGCACCUCCAGAUUUACCGCCAAAAUCCACGGCCCCGAAACACUACAACGGGGCAAGGGCAGCCUCUACUAAGCCUGUGCCAGAUUUUCGGGACAGGCAAGGCCCAAAGGGAAAUUUCCUCGCCAAAAACAAUGGUCAAAAAGAGCCAAACUUGACGAGCACCUUUGGCACACCUCGGCAGAUUUCGAUGACAUCGAUAGAUGAUGACGCAACUACCACCACUUCUGGUAGCUACGUCAUCAGUCCAGACGACGUGAGAAUGGAGACUUUUGUGGGCUCAGACAUUAUUGUGUAAAGAGUCGAGAAUAACGAAUCUGGCGACAAACUGGUCACAAACAGUUUCCAUUUUUUAAAUACAUCAAGAACAAUAAUAUAAGAAUGUGAAUUCUUUGUGAACCCUGUUACAAUGUCUGCCCCCUUCCCCCAUCCACACAACACCCCCCUCCCCCCUUUUCCCUCAGACCGUCUCAAGACUUUCGUCAAUUUGGUACACAUACUGGCAUUUCAGCAGACCCUCAUAAAAUUUUGUUCACGGAAUGGCCAAGAAGUCUGCAUAUUCAGCGCACAUUUGAAUGCUUGAUGCUUUUUUUUUUCUUUUUUUUGACUGAACUGAACUGACAUUGUUUGCCAUGUCGCUUUAAGUGUCACGCAUUUAUUGUUCAGCUGUUGUUGCCAUGGAUUGGUGUGAAAAGCUUUUUAAAAAGCUUUUUAGAACUGAAUUGUAAAUAAUUAUAUGGAUAAACAUUGUUUUAAAGAAGGUGGUGUCUCAGAAAAUACAUGAAGUAUGCUUGGUAUUUUAAAUAAUACUUGAGGUACAAAAAAGAGGAUUACAGAAACGAAGAGACGGAGUGUGAUGAAUAUAUAGAUUUAAAGAGGGAGAGAGAGAGAGAGAGAGAGAGAGAGAGAGAGAGAGAGAGAGAGAGA
This is a messenger RNA of Aplysia californica (California sea hare), 6475 nucleotides long. RefSeq names its product protocadherin alpha-11. The transcript is spliced from 4 exons. NCBI's taxonomy places the organism in Eukaryota, Metazoa, Mollusca, Gastropoda, Aplysiida, Aplysiidae. The coding region runs from base 2397 to 5846 and encodes 1149 amino acids. Gene Ontology annotation, cellular component: plasma membrane. Gene Ontology annotation, biological process: homophilic cell-cell adhesion. The record is from RefSeq and is a predicted model, not a curated record. Gene Ontology annotation, molecular function: calcium ion binding.